This is a messenger RNA of Neopelma chrysocephalum (saffron-crested tyrant-manakin), 4448 nucleotides long. It is a transcript of the gene UBAP1L, whose product is annotated as ubiquitin associated protein 1 like. NCBI's taxonomy places the organism in Eukaryota, Metazoa, Chordata, Aves, Passeriformes, Pipridae. Gene Ontology annotation, molecular function: ubiquitin binding. The record is from RefSeq and is a predicted model, not a curated record. The transcript is spliced from 6 exons. Gene Ontology annotation, biological process: ubiquitin-dependent protein catabolic process via the multivesicular body sorting pathway. Gene Ontology annotation, cellular component: ESCRT I complex. The coding region runs from base 893 to 2239 and encodes 448 amino acids.
UGGCAUCAAAUACAACUCCAACAUGGAGAGAAUUGCUGGGAAAAGGUUUGUGUGAAGGAACUUCUCCCUCCUACAAGGUGACAGAGGCAUCUGAUGUCAAAGCCGUCCAUGUUCUGGACAGUUUGCUUGUGACAGUGACGGGCCAUAUGGAUUUGGGGCUUUGCUGGGCUAUGCAGAUGGUCGUGACACCUUUCCAGAGCUGCAGACCUGAUUCUUGCUUAGCCCCAGUGUGUGGGAAUCGAGUUAAUCUCCCCAGUGCUUUUCCUCUUGGCGUCACAACAGCGCGUCAUCCAUGGAGGAGGCGACGUCAUGGCCUAAAUUCCACCCUUGGGCCUUAUGUGAUAUGUUAAUAGUUUAUUGGCUGAAGCUUUGCACUGGUUUCUGUUAGUAAGAGCACACAAACUAGUAGUUUUUAAUAGAAUUACUGUGAGUGCAGAAGUUUGCAGUUCUUGCUCACCUGCAGCACCCCAAAAUACAGAUUACCAGGAAGUCCUUUGGAGGUGGAGUUCUGAUUUCCUCCUCCAUACAUCCCCCCUGUCAAUUCCAGCAUCUCAGUACUCCAGACCCAAGGCUGAGUCAGAUCCUGGGGAGUCUUUCCUGAUGAAAAUGCACAAGUUUAAAUAUAAAAAUAAAAACAAUUGCAUAAAAACAAUACAACUCUGACACUUCCAGUUCAGGAAGCUUAGUGACCGGAGGAUGCUCUGCUUAAACAAUUAGGCUCCUUAUCCCGUCAGUGCGUCUGAGGGACAGGCCAACCACUUAAGCUACGAUUAUCUUAAAACUGUCCAAGUCAGCUGCUUGUCUGACACUGCAGGAAUUUAAAGAGCUGAGCAGUAGAUAAGCAGGCAGUGGAGCAGCAGCCCUGUUCUCCCUGCCCUGCGAGGAGAGCUCCAUGAGUUCAUCUGACGCAGCAAGAAAUCAGGCAGGAGUGAUGAGCUACCUGGAUGAAGUUCCCUUCCGGAUGGCCCUGAGCCUCGAUGGGGACUCAGGGGGAGAAAUCCCCUUAAUCACCGCUCCGGACAUCGAGGUCCCCGACUGCACCGACAUCCUCAUGAGCACCAUGCACGACUUCUCCCUGGAAAGGAAAGUGCUGUACUGGGUCGAGGUGGCCUCUCAGCAGCAAACCUGCCGACACCGGGUCACCUCCGAGGUCGUCCCCACGGCCCCGCCGUGCUGGCUGCUGCUGGUGGACCCUGCUGACAGCUACGGGGGCCGGGCUCGGGACGUGGCAGUGCGGCGCUCCAUCAGCAUGAGCGCCGCCGACACCUCCUACGGGCAUGACACCGAGAGCGAGACCUGGCACUCGGAGGAGGGCGACUGCUCGGACGAUGAGUACUCCUCGACCUCCCUGGAGGAGAAUGACAAGGAUGAAAAGCUCCUCUCCAGGAGGAGAAGCUCUGGGAGAAGCAUGGCUUCACGUCUCAGCUUUUACCAGACCCGACCAAAGACAUCACCUUGCUUGUUGGAGCCCUCACCAGAGAACAAUGUCCACAGCCCAGCCAGCCCGGACCCCAGCAAGCAGAGAAGAUCCAUGGUGAUAUUUAACAACAUGAAGAAUGAGCUGGAGGCAGCCAGGAGGAAGCUGGCUGCUCUGGUGCAUCCUUUGAACAGAGCUGCCACGGGGGGCAGGGGGAUCCCAGUGCCACGGCUGCUCCCACAGUGUCCCGGCACCAACCGCAGUGUCAAGUACGGGCCAGCCCAGGACGUGUCCCAGCUGGGGACCUUGGUGCCAACUCCUCCUGCCACACCUGCACCAAUCCCACCCAUCAAGCGGCACAAACCCACAGUGCCGUCUCUCAGCCCCUACACCUGCCUCCCCCCUGCCUGCACGCCUGGGAGACCCCUCAGCUCCCUCAGAUCUCAGCCGGAUUCCUCGGCUGACCUGCUUUCUGCUCUGAGCCAAGAGGAGCGAGACCUCAUCGAGCCCGUCAUAGCCCUGGGCUACCCCACGCACAAAGCCAUCCUCACCCUCCAGAAGACGGGAAGGCAAAGCUUAAGUCAGUUCCUGAGCUACCUGGGUGCCUGUGACCGGCUGCUGAAGCAGGGCUACGAGGAAGGGCAGGUGGAGGAGGCCAUGGAAAUGUUCCAGUACUCAGAGAAAAAGGCGGCUGAAUUCUUGCAUCUCUUGGCUCAGUUUAACGAUAUGGGUUUCCAGCAAAAUGAAAUCAAAGAAGUUCUUUUGCUUUGUGGGAAUCAGAGGGAGAGGGCGCUGGAAGAGCUCGUGAUGAAAACCCACUGAGCAGCACCCUGGACCCAUCACAGCUUCCCCUCUCCAGACUGGACCAGAAGCACUCGGGUGGUUCUGCUGCUCCAUCCCCACCCCUGGAAACAACCAGUCACAGACCUUCACAGCUCUUCCUUGAUGUCUCAUCUCAUUUUAUGGACAUCCAUCAUAAGAGUGUUUAUCAUUCAGGCACCGACUUCAUAGGAGGAAUAUUUAUCUCCUCACCCACACGUCCCCACCCUGAUCAUCUCAGCUGUUCAGAUUAGAUGAAAUAAGAUCCAAACCGCCUUCAGCUUAGAUUUUUGCAAAACCCAAACCACAGUGUUCUCCCUCCACCUGGGGUGAUGGGUGUCAUGUUUUCAGCUACAAUCAAAUGUGGAUUCUUAAGAGAUUAUAUAAAUCAUCAGAAGAAAUUGUUUUCCUAAAAUCUGAAGGAACAUGUGUUGGUCCUGGCUUGGUAAGAGUCUCAGAUGACUUAGUCGUGGUUGAAUAUUGUAAUUGAAAUCAAGUUUGAUCACAUUAGCUUCUCCUUUUAAACCAGAAAUGUGAGAAAAAUACACAGUUCUGUGAGGGUAAGGAAAGAAAACAGGCUGCCCUUGCUCUGAAAUACAUGAGGUUGAAUGCAAAAUGGUGGAGGUAAGGGUUUGUCCUCAGGGAACUUCCUGAAAUCGGAACAGAGAGACGGGGAACUGCUCACUGCCCUCAUGCUCUGCCCAAAUCAGGAAAAUUCAGGGGAUGCUUCCCUAAACUGUGAAGACAGUGGCUCCAAAUGAAGUUAAGCAUGAAAGUCAGCAUUGGGAACAUCUGGAUACUCGGGGGAAUUUCUGUAUGUAACUGAAGGACAGAGAAUGGGAUGUGUGUCUUGGCUUGGCAGUGGAACAGUGGACAGUGUUUUCACAUAAAGUAUGUUAUUUUCCUGUGAAUUAGAUACAGAUGUAAUUUCUUUGAGUAAAGAUGCUUGGGGGGGUUCUUCUGCAAUGUGUUUGUGUCUUUUCCUGUCAGGAUGCCAACUGGCACAACCCAGCAGAGAAAAUCCUUCGUUAGUUGCAUUAGUACCAUUUUUCCAUUGUAUCCUUCCAAACAAUCUCUCAGUCUAACAUACUGCCAUUGAGGUAAAACACUGUGUCCCUUUUCCCUGGAUCUCCAGGUGGAUGCCAGACACCAGCAGGAAGGUACAUCUCUCCAUGGCUGCCUUCAUUCUUGCCUGGAUGUGCAAGGAAACUUGGCAUCCAAGUUUUGGGGGACUUGACCCAUCCAUUCCCAAGGAAGCUUUAUUCCUGCCCUUCUUUAAUGGCAUUGAAACAGAAAAUGUGGUACCUUGUGUGACCAAGGGAGAUACCCCAAGGAGCUCACAGGCUCUUCCUGGAGCUCCCAGCCCUGUUUUUGCUCCAGCUUUCCCUUGGUUAUACAAGCUUUUAUUUUUGAUGCGGCCCUUAUAAGGCAAGUCCAUUCUACAGACAGCUUUUCUUUAUGUCCCCUCUUGCCAAGAUGAUGUCACCUUAAAAAAGAAACUUGAAAAAGGUUAAACUGUGAUUAGGACGAUCGUGUCGCCCGGAACUGUGAUCUUUGGCGGAAUGAACCCCUGAGGAUGGAGAGGGGGAGAUAAAGGUGCUGAGCCGGUGCCAGCGGCGCGAAACGUCGAGGGCUGAAUUCUGGUGGAGGGAAGCACAUUGGCAGCGUCGUGCCCCCAAAGGCUGAGCAGCCUCUCACCCUCCUUAGAGGAGCCUCCUUGACCCUGGCUCAUCUUUUCUUGCGGAGGUAAGAGCUGUAUCUUUUGUGCUCCCUUUGCACCUAAAAUUAUCUUGUGUUACUCUCUGUAUCACGGUCUGGAUUGAUGGAUGCAAAAAUGACUCCUCUCUUGGGUUAUACGUGCCAUACUCAACAGCCUGCCAAGACCUGCGCUUUCCCCCAAGCGCUGCACUUAAAAUCUUUUGCAUUUUGUCUACAAAUAUCUUUGUAAACCCCUGAACUAUCAAAAAGCCAGCGAGUGGAGGUGGGGAGGAGGUUCUAUCACUUGGUGUUGGAUCUGGAGGGAAGGGGAGAGCCUGCCAAGUUCAGCAGUCCAGGGUUGGCCACAGGAGCCCAACAUAAAUAUUUUACUAACAGAAUUAUUUUAACUUUAUUUUAAUGGAGGUUUAAGCUGUUUGUUCAACCUGAAAUGGUUUUAAAGCAGCAUGUUUCCAUAUGCUGCUUUCAGUUAGGAGAAGACAACCUGAAAUGUUAA